UAAAUUCGGUUAGUUUUGUUUCGCAUCUGGCGCGGAUCAGCCAUGUCGGGCGCAGGGGAGAGUGAUGCACCGUCCAAAGUGGACCUGGACACAAUCCUGGUGGAGGAGAUAGGCCAGUUCGGCAGGUUCCAGCUGCGAACCCUGUGCCUGACCAUGAUAGCCGUGGUCUUCUCUGCGUUCCAUGCUGAAUAUGUCUUCACUACUGCAAGGAUUAAUACUAGAUGCUUGAUCCCAGAGUGCGAAGACCAGUCCACAGCAGUGUAUUCUCCAGAUUGGGUCCUCAAUGCCGUCCCCGCGACCACCUCCGGCUUUGACAACUGCAACCGCUACAGCAACCGCACCACGUACGUGAACACCACGGACUCCUGCCCUGCGAACCUCUUCGACACCAACACGGUGAUCUCCUGCAGACAGUACGUCUACGAGAAUCAGCUGACUGUUGUUUAUGAUUACGACCUCGCGUGCGAUGAGUGGCGACGCACACUCAUCGGUUUUGUCCGUACCUUUGGAACCCUGGCUGCACUCCCCAUCACCGGCUACAUCUCGGACCGAUGGGGCCGCCGAUUCGCGCUGGCUCUCAACGCCUUCAACACCUCCUGGGUGGGAUUGGCUCGUUACUGGGCCGGCACCUACCUUGGGUUCACGAUCUCGCAGUUCGUCGAGGCGAUGCUCGGCGGUGGAGUGUUUUCCUGCACUUUUAUUUUGGUUCAAGAGCUGGUGGGCCCGAAGUACCGCACCAUCGCUGGCGCGAUUCUUACCACAGGCUUUGCCGUUGGACAAGUCUUCAUGGGUUUCAUCGCGUGGGGUGUACCUGCAUGGCGACCCCUUACUCUAGUCUUGUACAUACCUCAGCUCAUCACUAUCAUUUACUUCUGGCUCGUCCCGGAGUCCGUCCGCUGGUUGAUGAGCAAAGGGCGCUACGCCGAAUCUGAAGCUAUACUCAAAAAUGUCGCAAGAAUAAAUGGUAAAGUACUAUCAGACAAGUCCUUAGAAGCCUUGCGCCACACUGCUGAAGAGGAGAAGAAGAGGCAAGAGGCAGAGAAGGAGAUAAAAAAGAACGAGCCAUGGCUGAUUGUGCUGGUAUUCCGCCACAAAAGGAUCUUGCUUCGGUGUAUGGUGUCACCAGUUUGGUGGGUCACCACGACCCUCGUGUACUACGGUUUGACGAUCAACGCGGUAAACAUGUCUGGAAACCAGUACAUAAACUACGUGGCGGUGGCGGCGGCGGAGAUCCCAGGAUUCUGGCUUGCGGUGCUGCUCAUCGGCAGGAUAGGGAGGAAGCCCGUGCUCAUCGGCGGCUAUUGGAUGUGCGCUGCGUGUCAAAUCGGUUAUAUUUUUAUGCCUGACGGCAUGUACGCGGUGUCGCUGACAGUGUACGUGAUCGGCAAGAUCGCGAUCGCCACGGUGGUGACGUCCAUCUACAUGUACACGACGGAGAUCUACCCUACGCGCUACCGCCACAACCUGUUCGCCUUCUCCUCCAUGAUCGGCAGGAUAGGUUCCAUCGUUGCUCCGCUCACGCCUGCUAUUGGGGCGAGCACAAUUGAAGAGUUGCCUUUCAUACUGUUCGCCGGUUUCGCUCUUGUGUCCGGGGCGCUCGUAUUCCUUACGCCUGAGACCAUGGGCACGAAGCUGCCUGAUACUAUGGAAGAAGCCUCGGCCAUCGGCCUCGAGAAGAAAUUAGCCUCGAAUACACAUUAGUAUAAGUAUAUUUUAUAGGAAUUAUGUUUACAAAUGCCCAUUAGUGACGAAGGGCGAAAUUGUUCGGAAGGGAAACUGAAGCAACAAUUUUUCUACCAUAGUUCACAUAUCACAUGGUCUUGAAGGUAUAUAUCAGUUUAGCAGAAAACAAAACUAGAAACAGAUCAUUCAUAAAAUAUGUUCCUAAAUCAGAAACUUUAACAAAAAAAUCAACCAUCAUUAAUAUAGUUAUUAUGCGUAAGUAAUGCCACACCAUACAUUCAUAGAAUCAAAGAAUAAUUCGUACGUGCCAACAACGAAUUAUAAUUAUAAUAAUAUAUUUAUUUGAAACCAGAACAACGCAAUGAGGUACUUAUUAAAAUUAUAAUCAAGAGAUAAAGAUACUUACAUUAGUUUAUCCUCAAAACAAAUUUGUACAUGUCCGCUAACUAAUACCUAAUUCGUAAAAGAGAGUAGCAGUUUAUUGUGCACCUACAUAAAUUACUUAAAUUAUCAAUAUAAUUAUCUAGCUUUUGCUCGCGUCUUUGCCUGCGUUUAAGAGUUUUCCAGGAUAAAAGUCCCGCUACAUACUUUCCCGGGACAGAAAGUAGCCUAUGUCCUUCUCAGGGUCUCAAUCUAUCUCCAUACCAAAUUUGAUCACAAUCAGUUGAGUAGUUUACGUGUUUAUCUCGGUUAAACCGGCAGGCAGACAGAAUAUUUUGAACAUACGCACCUAAAAGGGUUAAACAAUAAUAAAGAUGAGAACCCACACUUAGCACUUACACUAAUUAUACAUUCAAAAUUAUUACAAACAAAUUACGUCAAUUGCUGACAUGAAGCCGCAAAUUCUUUAGAUAUCCUAAAGUAUACAUACGAACAAGCACACUGCACAUAAUAUGUAUUUUCACGUCACUUCUAAAAGUUUGGACAGUCACCGCGCUGCGUGUGAAAGGUAUAACAAUAUCGCGAGGGAAGCUAUCGAAUUGUUAUGAACUGCCUAUAUCGUUGCAGUAUUGAUUUAAAUUAAUAAAUAUUAGAUUGUUUGAAUAUACUAUUAUUAUUAUUUUAGUUAUAUUAUUAUGUUAUCUUUUUAUUAUUUUAAAUUAAUUUGCGGUAGGAUUUUGCUUAUAUGGCCGCCUUGCCACUGAUGCCCACGUGGCUUUUAAUUGAGGAAAAUAUUAAAUAUAAAUUAAUAAAACUAUA
Manduca sexta (tobacco hornworm) is the source of this 2883-nucleotide messenger RNA. Its product is annotated as organic cation transporter protein. Lineage: Eukaryota; Metazoa; Arthropoda; Insecta; Lepidoptera; Sphingidae. Gene Ontology annotation, cellular component: membrane. The coding region runs from base 43 to 1701 and encodes 552 amino acids. The transcript is spliced from 6 exons. Gene Ontology annotation, molecular function: transmembrane transporter activity. The record is from RefSeq and is a predicted model, not a curated record. Gene Ontology annotation, biological process: transmembrane transport.